Molecule: messenger RNA, 825 nt
Organism: Pediculus humanus corporis (human body louse)
Lineage: Eukaryota; Metazoa; Arthropoda; Insecta; Psocodea; Pediculidae
Product: COP9 signalosome complex subunit 7A, putative
Exons: 1
Coding region: 1-825 (274 amino acids)
Biological process (GO): COP9 signalosome assembly
Cellular component (GO): COP9 signalosome
Source: RefSeq, a predicted model, not a curated record
AUGAAAAACAAUUCGAUAAUAGAAAAUAAAAAUUCUGCCACGGGGAGUAAUCCAUUAGAACAAUUUGUUCUUUUGGCUAAAAGUACAAAAGGAGCAGCUGCUCUAGAGUUAAUUAAACAAGUUUUGGAAGCGCCGGGUGUUCACGUUUUCGGAGAAUUAUUGGAUAUGCCAAAUAUUCUAGAGCUUGACAAUGGGCCACACUCUAAUUAUUUCAAUACUCUUAACUUGUUUGCUUACGGCACUUACAGGCAAUAUUUAAAUAAUAAAAGUAAAUUUAUCGAACUGACGGAUAUUCAAAAGAAAAAACUUCAACAUUUGACAAUAGUCACAUUAGCAACUAAAAUGAAAUGCAUACCUUAUUCUGUAUUACUUCAAGAGCUCGAUGUGAAAAAUGUUAGAGAUUUAGAAGAUUUAAUUAUAGAAGCAAUUUAUUCUGAUAUAAUUCAAGGUAAAUUAGAUCAAAAAAACAGUCAACUUGAAAUUGAUUAUGCCAUAGGAAGAGAUAUUAGACCAGAAGAUAUUGGAGCAAUUGUAAAUACUCUUCAAGAAUGGUGCGAUUCGUGUGAAGCUGUUUUAGCAUGCAUCGAAUCUCAAGUUAAUAAAGCGAAUAAUGAAAAAAAUCAAAAGAUAAAACAUAGGGAAGCCAUUGAACAAGAAAUUGCUAAUAUUAAAAAAACACUUAAAACAAAUGCUGUAGAAAAUGAUGAAACAAUUAAUAAUGAAUCUAGAGAAGCUUUGGCGCAAACUGGAGAGAAAACGAAAAAACCAGUGGUUAAAUCGAAAGGUACUAGAGGAAGCAGUAAAUUUUGGCAACCUAAAUCGUAA